Molecule: messenger RNA, 1417 nt
Organism: Danio aesculapii
Lineage: Eukaryota; Metazoa; Chordata; Actinopteri; Cypriniformes; Danionidae
Product: ETS translocation variant 1-like
Exons: 2
Coding region: 36-320 (94 amino acids)
Biological process (GO): cell differentiation; regulation of transcription by RNA polymerase II
Cellular component (GO): nucleus
Molecular function (GO): DNA-binding transcription factor activity, RNA polymerase II-specific; sequence-specific DNA binding
Source: RefSeq, a predicted model, not a curated record
CGCGACGUUGGGGAAUUCAAAAGAAUCGACCUGCCAUGAAUUACGACAAACUCAGCAGAUCGCUGCGCUACUACUAUGAAAAAGGCAUCAUGCAAAAGGUGGCCGGUGAGAGAUACGUAUACAAGUUUGUCUGUGACCCCGAGGCUCUGUUCUCCAUGGCCUUCCCUGACAAUCAGCGUCCCGUGCUGAAAACCGACCUGGAGCGACAGAUCAAUGAGGAGGACACUGUCCCGCUGUCGCACUUUGACGAAAACAUGGCCUACAUUCAAGAGGGAGGAUACUGUAACCCACACCCAUACAAUGAGGCCUACGUCUACUAAAAAAACAGUCAUUCCCCAGGACAAAAGACAGCACUUUAUGGACAGAUGGCAGUGUGUAAACCUACAAACGUACUGGUGUAGUUGCGUUAGAUGCUCCUUUGGUGUUUUAUUUUUGGUUUGUUUUGUUUUGGUUGUUGCUAUUGAAGGGGAUUGGGCGAUUCAGCAUGCCGUUUUCCUACAGCGAAAGACUCUCAAAAUGGACAGAGGAUUCGAACUACUUAAACGGAGAAAUCCUAACCUCUUUUACCAUCAGAACUCUUCGGAUUGUUUGUGGAGCGCUUUAUUUUUACAAAUUUGUUGUGUUUUUUUCACCUCUUUCCUCCCUUGGUGUCAAUUUAAGUAAAGAAUACAGUGUAUGGAAAUAAAUUCUCUCAAACGCAGAGUAAAAUGAGCACAUUAGUGACCCUGGAUCACAAAACCAGUCUUAUGUGGCACAGGUAUUGACCUUAUUCUUGAUGUACGAGCAGGCGCAGGAGAUUUUGUCUCAUUCACUUCCAUUGAAUUUGAUGUUAAAAACAGCUUGAUAUGCUGCUUGAUGUUGCAAACUGACAUUUUAUUAUUAUAUUAUUCUACCUUUUAUGUAUAGUCAUGAACACAUUUGUAACGUGUGCACAUCUGCAUUGCAGAAUAAGAUCAAUACCAGUGUUGCCAGAUGUAGCUAACUGAUUCCAGCCCAAAAGCUAUCCAAAACCCACCGAAAUGCAAAAAUAACCGCCCAGAAAUCUAGAGGCCGUUGCAAAACCGCUCAAAUUUGUUAUACCUGCCUAUGUCAUUUUUUUCCCCGCACAAUCAUAUUCAAAACCACCCAAUCUGGCAACAUUGAUCAAUACAGUAGUCGAUAUGUGAAGGGGUUCAAAGUUUUUAUUAAACUUGUCCUGAAACUAUCGAACAACAACCAUUCUUGUCUCAAGACAAUUUAGAAAAAUGUUUUUGAUCCAUUUCAAAUGUUGACUACUAUAUUUUUGACAAUAACCCAAGUACCCUGUACUCAUUUCUAAAUGAUAGAUUUUUAGUUUAUGCCAAAAUGAUUAGAAUAUUAAGUAAAAAUAAUAUUCCGUGAAGAUGUUUAGUAAAUUUCCAAAAGCAGUUAUCUCCAU